Messenger RNA from Ogataea haglerorum, 1353 nucleotides. RefSeq lists its product as uncharacterized. The transcript has a single exon. Bases 1 to 1353 code for a protein of 450 amino acids. Gene Ontology annotation, cellular component: cytoplasm. The record is from RefSeq and is a predicted model, not a curated record. Lineage: Eukaryota; Fungi; Ascomycota; Pichiomycetes; Pichiales; Pichiaceae. Gene Ontology annotation, biological process: biosynthetic process.
AUGAUUACGAAAGCGGUGAUCAUGGUGGGCGGUGGUUCCCGUGGGACGCGGUUCAGACCGCUUGCUCUAGACCAGGCCAAGAUCAUGUUCCCAAUCGCAGGAAAACCUCUUUUGGCACACACAAUUGAUGCCAUAUUAACAGUUCCUACCAUCAACGAGAUUAUUUUGAUCGGCUUCUAUGAUCCGGGAGUAUUUACAGAGUUCAUUCUGGACUUCAACACGAAAAUGAAAUAUCAAAGUAGAGACUGUUAUCUGAAGUACCUAAAGGAAUUCAAAGCUCUGGGAACAGCAGGAGGGCUCUAUCAUUUCCGGGAGGAAAUCCUAAGAGGCAAUCCGGAUGGAUUUCUAGUUGUUCACGGAGACAUCAUCUGUUCCUUUCCAUUCAUUGAAAUGAUUGAGGCUUACGAAAAGAAAGCUGCAGAGAAAGGGGGAAUUGAAGCUAUGCUGUUUGGAGUCAAGCUUACGAACUACGACCUUUUUAUGGCUCUCAGUGGCUCGGAACAGUCUUCGUUUGGAACUAUCGUUUCUGAAGACAACGGAAAAGUUAUCCACUACGUUGAGAAGCCAGAGUCCAAAAUUUCAGAUAUUAUCAAUGGUGGUAUUUACAUCUUCAAUGAAUCGCUUUUCCGAAGGCUGUCCAAUGCCAAGAUUAGUAAGAUUACAAUUGCAAACGACAACACGACUUUUGAAACAGUGGAUGAGGACGUGAUCUCAAUGGAGAAAGAUGUGCUGCAUUUUCUACCAGAUAGCGGUAAGACUUUUGUCUAUGAGUACAAAGGCUUCUGGAGAGCCAUCAAGACACCUUCCGACGCAUUAUGGGCCAAUGAACUCUACUUGGAUAAAGUUUUUCAGACCAAAACGGGUCAGAGUAGCGUGAUUCACAGGGCAUCGAUCAAUAUCGAGCCUCCGGUGUUUAUCCACCCUUCUGCAACCAUCCAUUUCCAGAAUGGAACUAAAAUCGGACCAUACGUGUCGAUCGGGGCAAAUGUGACCAUAGGCGCUGGUACAAGAAUCUACAAUUCCAUUAUUUUGGACAACUGUGAGAUCGGACAAAACUCGUUUGUGCGCAAUAGCAUAUUGUCUCAUGAUUGCAAGAUUGGCAACUGGGCUCGAAUCGAAGGAACAGGUGUGAAUCUUGUUUCGAUCAACGAGAUUGUGAAGAAGAAUGGCCCCACAAAAAUCAAGAAAGUGCUAGAUGCAGAAAGCAGCCGCGUCAUUGGCAUCAAAGAUUCAGGCAACAUUUGUAUCCUCGGGUCUGGAACGCAUAUCGGUGACGACCUUUACGUGCUAAACAGUUUCAUUUUGCCUAGCAAGUCGAUCAAGGAUGACGUAAAAUAUGAGAUCAUCAUGUAA